AGACGCGCAGCCGGGUUUCAGGAGCCUCACAGUUUCGGGAACGGCCGGGAACCGAUGGAGGGCAACCGUGCCAGUUCAGCUUAUGCGGCGGAGUUCACAUCCAAAAGGCACUUCUGCCGCAAGGCCCAAUGUGAUGGCACCUGUUUCAGGUUGGAUGCAUUAGCUCCACCGUGGCCCCCUGCCGAUGCGCCCGAUGAGACGGACGGCUUGCCGGAGCCCCCCUUGAAGCGUCGGAAGAUGCCAAGUGUCACCGAGACGGACACCGAGAGCACGGACAGCAGUGAAGCAAAGGGACCGACACCAAAGGGAGCUGUCGCGGCUGUCACCAACAGCAAGGUGACUGACCAAAGCCACCAAGAGAGGCCUCCAGCCCCAGCCCCAGCCGCCCCAGCCCAGCCCACCGUCAUGAGUUCUAUGGGACAUUUGGUGCUUGAUGUGACGCGAAUGGCGGCCUUCAGCACUGCAGGCUAUGUGCUAAGUGGUCCACUAGGCGCCACUGUAGCCUUCUCUGUGGCAUCUGCGAAGUCGUUGCGCAACCCCUGAGGGCCGGGCCUGGCCGGGUGGAGUAGGCUGGCUCCACUUCAAUGAUGGUGCUUGAUAGUGAUCACUGG
Cladocopium goreaui is the source of this 611-nucleotide messenger RNA. Lineage: Eukaryota; Dinophyceae; Suessiales; Symbiodiniaceae. The record is from the annotation of a GenBank genome assembly.